AUGGGUACGGUUAGGGUUGGAGUAGUAUGCAGAAGAGUAACUAAAGUGACCAGAGUAGCCACUGGAAGUGCACCUGCUACGAUCAAUGUAUACAUUCGAAAACAAGGUAAGCACGAUGUACUCGUGAUUAUGAACUGUUAUGAAGUUGUUCUGGAAUUAGCUCAAAGUGCGGAUUCCCGAAUCACUCCAUUGAUUCCAUUAGUUGGUUAG
Messenger RNA from Cercopithifilaria johnstoni, 210 nucleotides. NCBI's taxonomy places the organism in Eukaryota, Metazoa, Nematoda, Chromadorea, Rhabditida, Onchocercidae. The record is from the annotation of a GenBank genome assembly.